Messenger RNA from Symbiodinium necroappetens, 4491 nucleotides. Lineage: Eukaryota; Dinophyceae; Suessiales; Symbiodiniaceae. The record is from the annotation of a GenBank genome assembly.
AUGACCCACCUCGCCGAUACCGACGAACUGUUCUACUCGCGCGCCGGGCUCGACCGGAAAAGACUGGAGGGAAUCGUCGAUGACGCCCUGGGCAAGGCCGACGACGGCGAACUGUUCCUCGAGUACCGGCAGUCCGAGUCCCUGGCUUUCGACGACGGUCGAUUGAAGUCGGCCAGCUUCGACACCGAUCAGGGCUUCGGCCUGCGCGCCGUCUCCGGAGAGGCGGCAGGCUACGCCCACGCCAGCGAGUUGAGCGAGGCGGCGGUUCAACGCGCCGGCGAGACCGUAAAAGCGGUACAGAGCGGUCACGGCGGCACCAUGGCCGACGCCCCGAGCAACACCAACCGGCAGCUCUACACCCCCGACAACCCGCUGAACGCUCUGGCUUUCGAAGCCAAGGUGAAGCUGUUGAGCGAGAUCGAUGCCUACGUGCGGGGCAAGGAUUCGCGCGUGCGUCAGGCCACGGUCUCACUCGCGGGGUCCUGGCAGGCGGUGCAGAUCCUGCGUGCCGGCGGCGAGCGCCGGGCCGACAUCCGGCCGCUGGUCCGCCUCAACGUGUCCGUCGUCCUGGAACAGGACGGCCGCAUGGAAGCCGGCUCCUACGGGACCGGCGGCCGGGUCGGCUACGACGGACUGAUCGAGACCGCCACCUGGCAAGCGGCCGCCGACGAGGCCUUGCGUCAGGCGGAGAUCAAUCUCGGGUCGGUCGAUGCGCCGGCCGGCGAGAUGCCGGUACUGUUGGGCCCCGGCUGGCCCGGCAUUCUGCUGCACGAGGCGGUCGGCCACGGUCUGGAAGGCGACUUCAACCGCAAGAAAACCAGUGCCUUCGCCGGCCUGAUGGGCGAGCAGGUGGCGGCGCCCGGCGUGACGGUGAUCGACGACGGCACCUUGCCGGACCGGCGCGGCUCCCUGACCGUCGACGACGAAGGGACACCGACCGAGCGCACCGUGCUGAUCGAGGACGGCAAGCUGGUCGGCUACAUGCAGGACCGGCAGAACGCCCGCCUGAUGGACAUGAAGCCGACGGGCAAUGGGCGGCGUCAGUCCUAUGCCCACAUCCCCAUGCCGCGCAUGACCAACACCGUGAUGCUCGGCGGCGAGGCCGACCCGGCCGAGAUGCUGGCGGGCGUGAAGAAGGGCCUCUUCGCCGUUUCCUUCGGCGGCGGCCAGGUCGACAUCACCAGUGGCAAAUUCACCUUUUCCUGCACCGAGGCCUAUCUGAUCGAGGACGGCAAGGUCGGCCCGGCGGUCAAGGGCGCCACCCUGAUCGGCAACGGACCCGAGACCAUGAAGAAAGUGUCCAUGAUCGGAAACGACAUGGCCCUGGAUCCGGGCAUCGGCACCUGCGGUAAGGAUGGCCAGGGCGUCCCGGUCGGCGUCGGCCAGCCGCGUCUGCUGCAGACGCGGUCGAUGGCUUGCGAGAGGGAGACAUUUGGCAUGCUCAAGUCCUUGCUGACGGCCGCUGGAGUGGCCUGCGCCGCCCUGGCCGGCGCCCUGAACCUCGCGGCGACCCCUGCAGCGGCGGCCCAGACCGUCAGCUUCGCCGUCACAGAUGUCGAAGGCCUGGAGCAGCUCCAGCGCGACUGGACGCCGAUGCGCGACAAGCUGCAGGCGCUCACCGGCUAUGAGAUCGAGUUCUUCGCCGUCAGCAGCCGCACCGCGGCCGUCGAGGCGCUGGACGCCGAGCGACUCGACUUCGUGCUGACCGGCCCGGCCGAGUAUGUGGUCAUGAACAAGCUGACCGGCGCCUAUCCGAUCGUCGGCUUCGGACGGCCCGACUACUUCUCCGGUGUUAUCGUGUUGGCCAACAGCGGCAUCACGAGCGUUCAGGACCUCAAGGGCAAGAGAAUCGCCUUCGGGGACGUCGGCUCGACCUCCUCGCAUCUGGCCCCCUCGCAGUUGCUGGCCGACUACGGGUUGGACCCGCGCAGCGACAUGGAGGCGAUUCACACCAGCGAGCCGAUCCAGUGGGAGUCGCUGAAGCGCGGCGACGUGGAUGCGGUCGGGAUGAACUACAUGAGCGACUACAUCGCCCUGCGCGAUCAGGACACCGACCUGCCGCCCGGCGCAUUUCGGGUGGUCGCGCGCGGGCCCGAUCUUCCGAACGACGUCCUGAUGGCAGGCCCGCACGUCGACCAAGAGGUCGUCGAGACGCUGCGCGCGGCCUUCAUCGAGAAUUCCCGGGCACUCGUCGAGGCGGUGGUGGCGCCGGGUGGCGACAACGCCAAGUACGAGGGCAUGGCCUUCGUGCCGGAGGUGAAGGACAGCGACUACGACUACGUCCGCCGCGCCUAUUCCGCCAUCGGUCACCCUCAGCCUGUUGCCGCGCGGGCCGUUAUUACCGUCGAGGGUCUGAGCAAGCGCUACGAGACGGCGGGAAAACCGGUGCUGCAGGGCGUCAGCUUUGCCGUCCGCGCCGGCGAGGCCGUGGCCCUGAUCGGCGCCAACGGCUGCGGCAAGUCCACCCUGCUACACUGCUGCACCCGGCUGAUCGAGCCGAGUGCGGGAAGUAUCCGGCUUCUGGACGAAGAGGUGCCGGCCCUGUCGCGCCGGCGACUGCGGCUUCUGCGCGCCAAGGUCGGGCUGGUCUUUCAGAAGCACAAUCUGGUCGGUCGCCUUUCGGUCUUGACCAACGUGUUGCACGGCGCCCUGGCGCGGCAGUCGGGACCGCGCAACUGGUGCCAGGCCUUCGCGACCGGACCCGCGCGCGAAGAAGCCUUGCAUUGCCUGGAGCAGGUGGGGCUGGCCGAUCUGGCGAGGCGGCGGGCCGACCGGCUGUCCGGCGGUCAGUCGCAACGGGUGGCGAUCGCACGGGCGCUCAUGCAGCGUCCCGAGCUGCUGAUGGCCGACGAGCCGGUUGCCAGCCUGGACCCCAAAGCCGGUGAGGAGGUCAUGGCACUGUUUGCGGACUUGGCGCAGGCACGCGGCCUGACCCUCUUCUUCACCACCCAUCACCUGGAGCAUGCGCUCGAUUUCGGAGAGCGGAUUCUGGCGCUGCGAAGCGGCCGCCUCGCUCUCGCAUCUAUGUCUGAGCAACGGGCCGAACCGCCACGGAGCCAGCUGCCGCCGCGCUUUUCUCCGCCACACCCGCUGACGUAUCUGGCCUGGGUCCUGCUUGCAGCCUUCUUCGUAGCCAGCCUCGACGGCACCGAAUGGUCCUUUUCGGAUCUCGCCGAGGGCGUGCCGGCCCUUUGGAGCUUCCUGGCCAAGGCCUUUCCACCCGACCUGGAACGGCUGGACGCCGUCUUGUGGGCCCUGCUCGAGACUUUUCAGAUGGCGUUGGUCGGAACGGUGGUCGGCGUGCUGGUCAGUCUGCCUUUGGCCGUACUGGCCAGCCGCAAGCACAGCCCGGCAAAGCCGAUCUAUGCCGCGGCGCGUGGCCUGAUCGCGCUGUUCCGCGUCGUACCGGAUCUGGUCUGGGCUUUGAUCUUCGUUGUCACCGUGGGCCUCGGACCCUUCGCCGGCACACUUGCUCUGGCGGUCGACACCAUGGGUUUCUGCGGGCGCUUCUUCGCCGAGGCCAUGGAGGAAGCUAACGACGGCCCCCAGAAAGCGCUGGACGCGAUCGGUGCAAACCGCGGCGGCGUCAUCGCCUGUGCCGUCCUGCCGGCAGCCCUGCCCAGCUUCAUCAAUACCAGCCUCUUUGCCUUGGAAAAGGCGGUGCGCUCCUCGGUCGUCCUGGGACUGGUCGGGGCCGGCGGUAUCGGGAUCGAACUGAAGGUCGCUAUCGACUUCUUCCAGUUCGAUCAGGCCGCCACGAUCAUCCUCUGCAUCUUCGUGCUGAUCCUCGGCGUCGAACGGGUCAGCAGUUGGGCGACUGGCGAGACGAUGAGCCUGCAAACGACGGAUACCGCCCAUCUGGCCUGGGACAGUGCCUGGCAGACCGUGGCCGGUCGUGCCGACUGGCUGGUACCGGAGCCCGAAGUGAUUCAGCUUGCCGCGCGGAUGCGGCAAGUCGGCGCCUGCCGUGCUCUCGAUUUGGGAUGUGGUGUCGGCCGCCAUGCUCUGGCCCUGGCUCGGCUGGGCUUUGAGGUGGAGGCCGUCGACGCCAGCCCCGCCGGCCUGUCCGAACUGGCAAGCAGCGCUGCGGCCGAGGGACUGGAGAUCACCUCACAUCGUGCUGCCAUGACCGCUCUGCCCUGCGCGGCCUCCAGCUUCGACCUCGUUCUGUCCUGGAACGUGAUCUACCACGGAGACCCGGAGGUGGUGCGCGGCGCCACUGCGGAGAUCGGCAGGGUGCUGAAACCAGGCGGCAUCUACCAGGGGACGAUGCUGAGCAAGCGAAACCGGCAUUACGGCCAGGGCCGCGAGAUCGCUCCGAACACCUGGGUCGACGAAGCGGGGGAAGGCGACAAGGCGCACCCCCACUUCUUCUGCGAUGCGGCCGAGCUUUGCGCUCUCUUCGGCGACUUCGAGCUGCUGACCUUGAGCCAGAACGACCACGGCAAGCCAGGUCACUGGCACUGGCAUCUCACGGCCGAGAGGCGCUAG